GCCAGGCUCUCUUCUAUUGCAUCCUGUUUGUUUGCCAGCUGCUGGACUUGUUAGGACUACAUUUCAUUAAAACAGCACCAUGGCCGACCAGCUGACAGAGGAGCAGAUUGCCGAGUUCAAAGAGGCAUUCUCACUCUUUGACAAGGAUGGAGAUGGCACUAUUACGACCAAAGAGUUGGGUACAGUCAUGCGCUCUCUUGGCCAGAACCCAACAGAGGCUGAGCUGCAGGAUAUGAUCAAUGAAGUGGACGCUGAUGGAAAUGGGACGAUAGACUUCCCAGAGUUUCUGACAAUGAUGGCAAGGAAGAUGAAGGACACAGACAGUGAGGAGGAGAUCAGAGAAGCGUUCCGUGUCUUUGAUAAGGACGGAAACGGGUACAUUAGUGCUGCUGAGCUGCGUCAUGUGAUGACAAACCUGGGAGAGAAGCUGACUGAUGAGGAGGUUGAUGAGAUGAUCAGAGAAGCAGACAUUGAUGGAGAUGGACAGGUGAACUAUGAAGAAUUUGUACAGAUGAUGACGGCAAAGUGAAAGCCCUGUACAGAUUCUCAUUCAUUUUCUCUUUCUUUCUUAUAAAUAAUUUGCCUUUUUUUUUUUUUUGUUUAAUUUAAUCUGUAAAACGUUAAGUCCCCCUCUUCCUCCUGGCUGUCCAAAGGAGCUGCAUGUAAACUGCAUAGGAUCUAACUCCUCAUGUCCCUUUCUUUUGCUGUCAUCGUGUUUUUUGGAGUGACGGUGCGGUUACACGAUCAGGUGCUUGUUGCGGCGAUAUGGGGGUGGUGGCGCGCAAAACCCUGCACGUCACAUCUGUCUGCCCCCCCCACCCGAUGCGUAGCAAGAGCGGAGACCUGUCAACUGGCUUGCCACUUGGCAACAGUGUUGACAGGGCAACAAUGUAGAGGAGUAACUCUGCAUGGACUAUGGACAAAGUAUAUAAUAUAUAUAUGAAAUUUAUCAGCAUUGCACUACUGCAAAAGGAAAAAAAAAAAGACACGGGUGUAUCUUCUAGAUACUCGUACAUAAACUUUUUGUAUCUGCUGUUCUGUACCAGAGAACUUGUUUGAAUCUUAUGAUACUUUGUAAUGGUUUCACUUUCACUGUUUUUUCUUUUUUUAACAGCUUAACUACAUUGUCAUGCCUCAAAUAAUCCAUUCCAAGUUGUAUAUUUUUGUUUUCCAAUAAAAUUUACAAUCCAAAAUUGAAAGAUUUCCUUGUUUGUAGAGCAUCCUUAAGCCCUUGAACUCGAAGCUCUUCAGUAUGUUGACAGUUAUGCAUCUCUGAGCUGAUUUUAUUUUUUAUUUUUUAGUGGCUUUGAUCCACUUGCAUCAACCAGAAUGUUUACAAUAUUGUAGUAGAAAUUGUUCAUUUGUAAAUCAUCAUACAAUGUAUCUCUGAGUCAACUGGUCAAAUUACUAUGUGUAAUCACAGGAUAGGAUUGGGGGUAUGGCCUCCUUGUCAAAGCAAAAUAAACGUUCAUUAAAGUACUCUUAAAAGACA
This is a messenger RNA of Neoarius graeffei (lesser salmon catfish), 1492 nucleotides long. RefSeq names its product calmodulin 2a (phosphorylase kinase, delta) (gene calm2a). The transcript has 6 exons. The record is from RefSeq and is a predicted model, not a curated record. Lineage: Eukaryota; Metazoa; Chordata; Actinopteri; Siluriformes; Ariidae. Bases 80 to 529 code for a protein of 149 amino acids. Gene Ontology annotation, molecular function: calcium ion binding.